Saccostrea cuccullata (small rock oyster) is the source of this 1690-nucleotide messenger RNA. RefSeq names its product charged multivesicular body protein 7-like. The record is from RefSeq and is a predicted model, not a curated record. Gene Ontology annotation, cellular component: ESCRT III complex; multivesicular body. Gene Ontology annotation, biological process: vesicle budding from membrane; late endosome to vacuole transport via multivesicular body sorting pathway. Lineage: Eukaryota; Metazoa; Mollusca; Bivalvia; Ostreida; Ostreidae. The transcript has 10 exons. Bases 84 to 1475 code for a protein of 463 amino acids.
UGAAUAUUGUUCUUCUUUCGGUUUUCUCAUUUUCUGUUCACUAGACAAACCAUCAAACUGAUUGAGAUCAAGAAGUUAGAAGUAUGGAACCUCAUAGGCCAGCAGUAUGGCUAGACGAUACGAGAAUGAAUGUGUUGUUUUCGCCUUUUCGAGAAAAGAAUUUAAACCCUUCUUCGUGGAAUCAGAAAAUGAAAUUUUGGAUUCAGGUUAUAGAAGACGAGUAUAAACAUUCAAACAAGUGUAUUCUUGAACGAAAAUCCAUACCAUUUGUUUUCAAAAGAAAAGGAAAACUGCCAAGUUGUUUGGAUACUGUUAUUACAGAAAUGCUUAGACUUGGAAAGAUUCGAAAACUUCAGAACAGUGACAUUCUCCAGCCACCCUCAGAGGCCAGUGGGAGGGGCUGGCUGACAUGGGGGUAUGACACCCUACUAAAGUCCCCCAUCACUUGGAGCUGGAAAGCAUUGACUAAAGAUGAGAAAAAUGAGGAUAAUACACAAUAUAUAUUGGAGGAGUGUUUAAAAGAUCAGUGCACCAAAGUUCUACAAAGGCAUCAGUGUCAGGUAUAUUGUGACAUUGUCAGCAACAUUGUGGAAUACUCAGUGCUUUACAUUCAGUGUGGGGAUCUGUGUUCUUCAGAACUGGAGUUUAAGGUGGUCUUACAACAGCUUGUAAUAGAAAACAAAGCAGUGAUCAGUUCAGAUCAAGACACUGUUGUUGUUAAAUUUAUUUCCCGGGAUGAUGACCAAGUAAAGAAAGUUACAGAGGAAGAUUUAAAGAUUUUAAGAAUAAAGAAAACAUCGGGUAAACUUCUGAAUGAUGUUGAAAAACUGUCAGCUGUAAGUGAGAGAUUAAAAAUGGAAGCUAUUCAACAUAAAAAUCAAAGCAAGAGACAACAUGCAUUGAGAACAUUCAGACAGUAUAAGAGAAUCCAGGACAGAAUUUCCAAAUUGUCAAAUUCUAUCGACUUUUUAGAUGACAUUUUAAACAGAAUAAGCCAUGCUGCAUCAGAAGAAAUGAUUGUGAAGGCUAUUGAAAGUGGAACCCAAGCUUUAAAAAGUAUCAAUGAAAGAAAUGACCUGGAUAAAGUAACUGACAUCAUGGACGACUUGAGUCAGACAAUAGAAGAUCAGGAGGACAUUCAGAAUGAACUGGGAAGAUUAAAUAACGAAGAGGAAGAGUCACUGGAAGCUAGCCUGGAGAAUCUGUUAAAGGGAGAUAAUUCUCCUCUAGAGGAUGUUCCCUCAACACUCCCUGACACUAUGGAUGGAAAAGGAGAUCAGUUGUCAAGUGCAGAUGAACUUGCAGAUUUACUGUCAGAUCUUAAGUUGCCUGAUGUACCUGAUUCUCCUCCAGAAGAAGAAGUGGAUUGUGGGAAGAAAAAAAUACCGGCACAUGGAGAUAUAUUUAUUCCUGAUCUCUCUCUAUCAGAAACAAAAAUGACAGAAAAGCCCAAGAAGAAAAAAGAGGCUGCUUGAUAAUGCAUUGAAAAUGUAUACCCUGGUCUUUCACAUAACAAAUUAUGAGCAUUAAAAUGUAAUUAAUGUAAAAACAAUCAUGUUUAUACAACUCUCAUCUUUUAAAUCAUAUCAAUUAGAUACAAUGAACUUAUUACUGUUCAAUAUCCCUAUAAGUGUUUAAUGGAUAUAUUUUUAUCAAACUGUUAUUUUAUGAGUUUUGAUCAUCUCUUGCC